Penicillium verrucosum is the source of this 321-nucleotide messenger RNA. RefSeq lists its product as uncharacterized. The record is from RefSeq and is a predicted model, not a curated record. NCBI's taxonomy places the organism in Eukaryota, Fungi, Ascomycota, Eurotiomycetes, Eurotiales, Aspergillaceae. The transcript has a single exon. Bases 1 to 321 code for a protein of 106 amino acids.
AUGGACGGCGGCAUGUCCGUGUCCAGACAUGACUGUAUCGACAUCUCUAGACAUCUCCAGAACAGUAGCCCACAGGUGCUUCUGCAUCUCGCUCUCGAGGGCGCCGGAAAUGGAUCAGCGCCUCCAUGUGGAGGUCGGGUUAGACAGCGAUGCGCAGGGGAAAAAGUGCACACCCCUCCCGCGAGACAGUUGAACGAAUUGUAUGGCCACCAUGCAGGGAAUUUCUCCGGCAAUUCAACGUGGACUCCAGCUAAUUUUGCUGAAGCGCCGAACGGUAAAGAGACCACCAGGGUACAGCUCCCGGGGCCAUCUUUGCAGUAA